AUGUUCCCCCAGAUUAAAAUCGCCACAAGGGACAGGGACGCCCAACGCUUUCUCUGGCGCGACAAAGACGGUGAGAUCAAGGAAUACCGCAUGUCAUCAAUGAUUUUCGGCGCGGUUUCGAGUCCUUUCAUUGCCCUUUAUAUCAAAAACAAAAACGCGAUGAUGCACGAAGGUGAUUCCGCUACCGCCUGCAAGGCAAUAAUAGAAGACCACUAUAUGGACGACUACCUCGGCAGCCACUCUAAUGUUGCCGAUGCAGCUCAACUAGCCGUCGACGUCAUUACAGUGCACAAGAAAUGUGGUUUCGAGAUGCGAGCGUGGACGUCUAACCAUCCAGAGGCACUCUCUAUUGUCCCGAAGGAACUUCGUAGCGACGCAACUUCUGAUGUUUACCUGCCUCCCAGUAGUGACGUCGGCGUCUUGGGCGUUAAAUGGAAUCCACGGCAAGAUUUCUUAGGGUUUCGUGGCGUACCUCAGAUACCGACCAGCAUUUUAACAAAACGCAUUCUGCUAUCGAACGUCAUGAAAGUCUAUGACCCUCUUGGCCUACUGAUGCCGGUCGUUAUUUGGGGUCGCAUUUUAAUUCAGAGAUUAUGGCGGGCAGCUAUUGGUUGGGACACAGACUUACCUGAGAUGUACAUAAACGAAUCUAAGGACUGGUUUGCACAGCUGCAGGUUGCAGCAGAUAUUAAAAUCCCUCGCUGGUACAUGGUCAGGUCAGAUUUGUCGGACGUUCAGCUGCACGUCAUCGCCGACGGUGGCGAACAAGCCUACGCCUGCGUUGCCUAUUGGCGUUUCACUUACAGCGAUGACUCUGUAUCGACAGCGCUCAUCGGUAGCAAGGCCCGAGUUUGUCCCCUGAAACCGGUUUCCAUCCCAAGACUGGAAUUACAAGCGGCGCUCAUUGCGUCGCGUUUUGCGCAGACAAUUCUGCAAGCCCACCGUUUCAAGCCCUCCGCAACCAUUUUCUGGACUGACUCAACCACUGUCCUAAAGUGGAUCCGGAGUGACGCUCGCGCUUUUAAACCUUUCGUAGCACACAGGUUGGGAGAGAUAUUGGAAACCACCAAUCCAUCCGAUUGGAGGUGGAUCCCUACCUUUCUCAACAUCGCUGACGAUGCGACAAAACCAAAACGAACUGACUUUACUGCAUCUCAUCGGUGGUUCACCGGCCCACAGUUCCUUGUUGAACCGUCCUGUACUUGGCCGACCGAACGCGUCAUUGACGAGGAAGAGAUCUCACCAGACCCUGAAUUAAAAUCAAAUCUGGUGGUUCUGCUGCUCGACACCCCACACUUGAAUUUGUUACCUGAUCCAACGCGUUUUAGCUCCUGGCUACGUUUACUACGUGCCACGGCCCGUUUUCUUCAGGGCGCACGCCUAUUCCGGCUUAAACUGUCUCGGCCAAUAGAUCCAAAUUCCAAACUUUACAUUGAUAACACCACGUCUCCCCACCAGCUUCACGCGGCAGAUAUAAUAGAAGCAGAGAAGAUGUUGGUCCGUCAUGCACAGAGAGAGAGUUUUCCUGAGGAAAUAUCGAACUUACGAUCUUCGAAGCCAGUGCCCAAGGAGAGUCGGAUUAAGAAACUCGCACCCACACUAGAUGGAGAAGGCCUAAUACGUCAAAACACGCGCAUAAGUUCCGCACCGGGAGUGAAUGACGAGAUGAAAUCACCCAUGAUCCUCGACGGCCGCCACUAUAUUUCACGACUCUUGAUCCUCCACGAACAUAUCAAAGCCGCGCAUCAGUUUAAUGAGCUCAUCCUGAAUGAACUUCGGCAAAGAUAUUCAAUCUUAAGAGCCAGAGGAACCAUCCGUAGCGUAGCAAGCGCCUGCUUGAAGUGCAAGAGAUGGAACAUGAAACCUAUCCAUCCUCAGACCGGCAACUUACCACCAGAACGUCUGGAUCACCAUAAAAGACCAUUCACCCACGUGGGUCUCGAUUACUUUGGCCCGAUCCUGGUAACGCUAUAUCGGCGGAGCGAGAAACGAUACAUUGCCUUAUAUACGUGCCUCACAACCAGAGCGCUUCACCUCGAAGUCGUGAACUCACUCACUGCAGAUAGUGCUAUAAUGAGCCUCAGACGCUUCAUUGCUCGCCGUGGAUCGCCCACCACCAUAUUUUCCGAUAACGGGACUAACUUUGUUGGCUCUUCCCGCGAACUGCGCACCCUACACGACAAUUCGGUCAUAGAUUACGCCACUAACCAUAAAAUUGACUGGCGUUUUAUACCACCUGCAUCCCCGUUUAUGGGCGGCGCCUGGGAGCGGCUUGUGCGGACGGUGAAAGCAGCCCUCAGAUCCUGCCUAACAAAUCGAUCAUUGAAGGAAGAGGUCCUGUCAACGCUCCUACUCGAGGCUGAAUCAAUAGUAAAUUCAAGGCCACUAACAUACGUCCCGUCUUCCCCAGAUGCACCAGAGGCAAUAACACCUUUUCAUUUCAUCCUGGGCUCCUCAUCAGUAGUACCAUGGACCACGUCGCUGACAGACGCAGAUCUAUCCCGACGAUGUGACUGGCGAAGAACCCUGCGCCUAGCAGAUCAGUUUUGGGCACGUUGGCUACGCGAGUAUUUACCGACGCUUCGACCGAGGGGACCCAACAACAACGCGUUAAAUCUUAGCGAGGGUGAUGUGGUGUUGAUCGCCGAUCCUACCCUUCCUCGUGGUUUGUGGCCACUAGGAAGGAUAGCAAAGGUUUACUUAGGACCCGACGGAGCGGUCCGCGUGGCAGACGUCCACACCAAAGGAGGCAUGCUACGCAGACCGGCCCGGAAACUUAUUCUGAUGGAGGCCGCACCUCAGCCAGUAGCCACCAGUGAUUAG
Molecule: messenger RNA, 2823 nt
Organism: Cydia pomonella (codling moth)
Lineage: Eukaryota; Metazoa; Arthropoda; Insecta; Lepidoptera; Tortricidae
Exons: 1
Coding region: 1-2823 (940 amino acids)
Biological process (GO): DNA integration
Molecular function (GO): nucleic acid binding
Source: RefSeq, a predicted model, not a curated record